AUGACACAACAACCCCCCCAUAUUCUAACUAUAUAUCCUAACGGGGGGGGGGACUUCUCGGAGGCCUAUGCCGACCGGUGCUCGGCCGUGGGGCUGGCUGCCAGAGAAGGGGACGUGAAGGUGCUGAGGAAGCUCAUUAAGCAGGGGUACAGCGUUGACGUGGCGGAUAACAGGGGCUGGAUGCCGAUCCAUGAAGCAGCAGCUCACAACUCCAGCGAAUGUCUGAGGGCGCUGGUGCGUGCAGCUCCAUCCGAGGACUACCUCAAUGCCAAGACGUUUGAGGGGCACUGCCCGCUGCACCUGUCAGCCUGCCACGGCGCUCUGGAGAGCGUGCGCGUUCUGCUGGAAGCUGGGGCUGACCCCAACGAAGUCAACACUGAAGCAACCACCGCACUGUUCCUAGCUGUUCAAAAUGGACAUGCAGAUACUGUAAAGUUUCUGCUCCAACAUGGAGCAAAUGUUAAAGGACCUCAUACUUUCUCUGGAUGGAAUUCUUUGCACCAAGCUUCUUUUCAGGGAUGCACUGAGAUAAUGAAAAUACUCCUGGAGAAAGGGGCAAGCAAGGAAUGUAAGGAUGACUUUGGAAUUACACCUUUGUUUGUUGCUGCUCAGUAUGGAAAACUGGAGAGUUUAAGACUGCUUGUAUCUCAUGGUGCAGAUGUGAACUCUCAAGCCAAGGACAGAGCUACUCCCCUGCUGAUUGCUGUGCAGGAGGGCCACACUGAGUGUGUGGAACUGCUGCUAGCCAGUGGGGCAGAUCCAAACCUCUACUGCAACGAGGAAAACUGGCAGUUGCCUAUUCAUGCAGCUGCUGAAAUGGGCCGUAAAAAGCUGUUGCAGUUGCUAAUACCAAUUACUGAUCGGAUUUGUGACAAAAGCAAAGACAAAGUGAGCCCUGUGUAUUCAGCAGUAUAUGGUGGUAAUAAAGAAUGUCUGGAAAUGUUACUUAAAGAAGGCUACAGUCCAGAUGCUCAGGAGUGCCUUAACUUUGACUGCAGAUCACCCAUGUGUAUGGUCUUCCACAAAGAACGUUUUUAUUUAAUCGAUAUUUUCCUGAAAUACGGGAUCACCUUACUUGGGAUUAAUUUGGGAUAUUGCCUGUUCCAUGAAAAGUUUGCCUUGUUUCAACGCUUCUUGAAGCUGGGCUGUUCACUGCCUGCUGGGGACCAGUUGUUUGAGUUCAUAAAAUACACCAUUAAAGCACAGGAGUGUUACAAGGAAUGGCUGCCUUACCUGCUCUUGGCUGGGUUUAAUGCAGUGAAUUUAAUGCACAGAAUCUGGAUUUUCUCUGUGCAUGACGGUGCCCUUAAUUUCAUCCUGGAGUUCACAAACUGGAAGAGACUUCCUCCAGCUGUAGAGCAAGACCUUUCAGAAUACAAAGAGAAGUUCUCUUGGACUCCCAAGAGCCAUUUUACCUUUAUUCCUUCCCUGUCUCAUCUUUGUCGUCUUGAGAUCCGGUCCAUUUUAAGGAGUGAACGCCUGCGAUCGGACCGGUUUAUCCGGGAAUUGCCAUUGCCAGCUUGUCUCCAGGACUACCUUCUCUACUUAGAUGUCCUGCGAGUCAACGCUCUGCCAGAAGCCGAGGAUUAUCUGGGGCAGAGAGAGGAGGGAGCUCCCUCUGCCUGCCACUCAAGCGCUGAAGAUAAAGAGAGGAGGGACGCCGGUAACAGCGGUGCGAGGUGA
This is a messenger RNA of Chaetura pelagica (chimney swift), 1683 nucleotides long. RefSeq names its product ankyrin repeat and SOCS box containing 3 (gene ASB3). The transcript is spliced from 10 exons. Gene Ontology annotation, biological process: positive regulation of transcription by RNA polymerase II; intracellular signal transduction. Bases 1 to 1683 code for a protein of 560 amino acids. Gene Ontology annotation, molecular function: transcription cis-regulatory region binding; protein binding. Gene Ontology annotation, cellular component: nucleus. NCBI's taxonomy places the organism in Eukaryota, Metazoa, Chordata, Aves, Apodiformes, Apodidae. The record is from RefSeq and is a predicted model, not a curated record.